GCAUCUCGGGACCAGGAUCCGCUCACUCGGGGCUGCACACUCAGGAAUUACCGGCCGUGACGCGCGGAGCGGCUUCAUCCGUACCUGCAGUUUUCGCAGCGCCUUCGCACCGUCCACUGUAUUUUAUAUUGCACAUCGACGCACAGCGGGGCAAUAAAUCGAUUAGCGCGUGCUGUAUUUUUUUUUUUCGUCGACGAUCCACGUGCACACACAGACACAGAGAUAUAGUGUACGACAUGCGCGUUCAGUGUGAGUCAGUGGGACUGAGGAUUGGAGCGUUGUUUUGAUUAUUUUCACAUUGAGUGCGUCGUUCAGUGAGACACGAAGGAACUUACCACCAGUACUGCCUAGAAACGUUCUACACAUCGUCGAGUGCGACUUUGGAGGAUAGUUUCAGCUUUCGACGAGACGCCGAGACGAGAGUCUCAAUCACGGCAGCACAAUUGAGCUGGACUUGCACCAACGAGCCGCCGGCCACUUUAUGAGAGCCGGCGGCAACAUGUGCGACGGCUCGUUCCAGGAGACGUUGCGCGGCAUGCAGGGCAUGUCGGGUGCCUCGCCACCAGGCGGCGCUGCCGUCGGCCCGAUGGUGGGCGCGGUGGGCUUGACCAGUCCUCUGGGCUCGGCCAGCGCCGCCAAGCGGAUGCAGGCAGAUCACAUCAAGAGGCCCAUGAACGCCUUCAUGGUCUGGUCGAGAUCGCAGCGCAAAAAGAUCGCCCACGACAACCCCAAGAUGCACAACAGCGAGAUCUCCAAGAGGCUUGGUGCGGAAUGGAAGCUUCUGUCCGAGGAAGAAAAGCUGCCUUUCAUCGACGAGGCCAAGAGGCUGAGGGCGUUGCACAUGAAGGAACAUCCCGACUACAAAUACCGGCCGCGAAGAAAGCCAAAGACGCACCGCAAGGAGGGCUACCCCUACAGCAUUCCCUACCCCAGCGUACCUAUGGACGCCCUCAGAGCCAGUAUGCCAGGAGGAAUAGGCCAAGCGAGCAUGAGCUCGUACUACGGUCCAGCCGCGGCUUACGGCUCGUUGUCAGCCGCGAGUAUGGCCGCGGCUGCGGCUGCUGCGGCCCAGCAAUCGGCUGCGGCUAUGUCCGCAGGACUCACGGCACCGGCUCAGGUGGUGAGUUCGAUGGACGCGAUGAAGUACUCGAUGGAGGCGGACAAGUACCGGGCGGCGUACAUGCCGCCGUCGACCUUAGCCAUGUCGAUGUACCCGGACACCAAGUACCUGGACUCCAGCUCCAAGUCCUACCUGGACCGCAGCUAUCUCGACUCGGCCAAGGCCUACUUGGAGCAGUCCAAGCUCUACAUGGACCACCAGCAGCAGCAACAGCAACAGCAACACCAGCAGCAGCAGCAACAACAGCAGCAGCAGCAAAAGUCCUCGGCUCUCGCCGACUACAACAGACACUCGAGCUACGAACCGAACAAGCUGUACGAGGAAUCGAGUCCCGGAGGUGGCGGUGGUUCCCUGAGCCGUUCACCAGCCGCUGAUUCACCGGACGGCCUCGUGGCUAAGAACAACUCCGCUGACGCCGGGGGCAGCAACUCGCGCAGCAACGAGCUCGGCUCAUCCAGCGCGAGCUCCUCGGCCUCGACGUCGAGUCCAGGCGCCGCCAGUAUCUCCAGCUACUACCCAGGAGCCCAAGCCGGUGCUCUCCUCGGCCCACAGAUGGGACAGUACGCCAGCUACCAGAGCGCCGCCGGCGGCCCGGGCAACGAGUUCCGCAGGCCCCUGACGGUCAUCUUCUGACCCGAUCGGGCCUAGCUCUGAGCCGUGCUCGGCCGCGAUUUCAGGCAGUGAAGCUCCUAUUUGAAUUUUUUGUACAUUUUAUUAUUCAAAAUUGUUCAUAUCGCGACCUAUGUAUGCUAAAUUUACUCCUUAUUUAUUUAGAGAGUCUUGUCUUCACUUCGUUGUGUACUUUUAGCUUGAAGAACGAAAAGAAAGAAAAAAUCCCUACGAUUUACGCGGGGGAGGUCUUCGCGGAAUUCGGACCUCCCCCUAACGGUGUUGUGUUCCUAAGAUUCGGCAGACGAGUCAUUUGAUUAUUUGCUCUUGAAACCAAACGAAUCUCGGCCUUCCUUUUAUUUUAUGUUUUUUUUUUUUGUUUAGUCUACACUUAGUUCUUAGAUAUAUUCAUAACUCUUAAGCAUACUUCGUCCCUGAAUCAUCUUAUUCGUGAACGACGAGCCGCGUUUCAUUGUUUUCCGACGCGAUGAAGCUCGAGCUCGAGUAUUAUAUAAAUAAUGAAGAAUUGUACAUAUUAUCAGAAUGUCUGUAAAUAGCAGUAGGUAUAUAUAAUCUCGUCGAAUCAGCUACGAGAAUCUGUCCGUAUUAUUGAUUAAUCGAAUUACUCUCGCGGCUAGAGUGAUGCCUAAGGAUCGAGAGAUUGUUAAGUUUUUCUGUUCUUUUCUUGAAAGAAUGUCGCGAGUUUCGCGCGUGGACCACAUUAUUAUAUCAUUAUUAUUAUCAUUAUUAUUAUUAUUCGUAUAGAUUAUUAAUUAUCAAUACACUACCGUCGUCGCGCAUCUUCGUUUGCUUCCCAAGCGAAGCACUAUAGCUUUAGAGUACCGUAAUCGUGCGAGUCUUUGAAUUUGUUAUGAUUUGAUAUGCGCCGCUGCGUAUAUUAUACGCACACGCGAACACAGGUUUUAUAAUUAAAGACACGUGAGAAUAUACGAAGGUAAAAACGAGAAGAAAAAAAGGUUGUACAUUAACGAAGGAAACGUUUAAGCGAAACAACGAAUUGUACGAGCUCACGCAGUAAUUGUGUUGUACAUAGACGCGUUUUUAUCCGGAAAGUUUCAAGCAGUAUACCAUAUGGCAUGUAUAUGUAUCAUCGAGACAAGAUUCACAUCGAUGCCUAUAAUACGUGGAUUUGUUUGUAAUCGUAAUCUAACGACGGAGACACACGACGCUUCUCUUUUCGCCUCGACGAAGCGGCGAAAAAAAAAACGCAAAAAUUGUCCCGCUCGAGGGUGAAAAAUUCGUCCGACUAUUGUUCCCCCCCUCCACCUCCGUGACUUUGUCCCCCCUGCCCUAUUCACGACGUGUAACCUUUGUAUAUCUAUUGUUAUGAUAAACAUUGUAAUAGUUCUACCGGUUACUCGAUUAUCAUAGUCCGAGCGAAGCAAAUAAUCUAUAAAUAUUGUACCGUAAGUGGAGAUUCAAAUAAAAGCUAAGCAUUAUCCUUCAAAAAAAA
Molecule: messenger RNA, 3203 nt
Organism: Nasonia vitripennis (jewel wasp)
Lineage: Eukaryota; Metazoa; Arthropoda; Insecta; Hymenoptera; Pteromalidae
Product: transcription factor SOX-1
Exons: 5
Coding region: 482-1753 (423 amino acids)
Biological process (GO): cell differentiation; regulation of DNA-templated transcription; anatomical structure morphogenesis
Molecular function (GO): RNA polymerase II cis-regulatory region sequence-specific DNA binding; DNA-binding transcription factor activity, RNA polymerase II-specific
Source: RefSeq, a predicted model, not a curated record